AUUAAAUCAAAUAUCUGACAAAAAUUAAGGAUUCAACAAUGAUCAUAGUUUAAAAGUAGUAACUAAGAAUAGUUUGAAUGUAAUUUCAGCAAUAAAAGAAAAGAAUAAAGUAGAAGAAUAGAGUGCGAUUUGAAGGAACAAAAUAUGGUAAAAAGAUGUAAAAAUAAAGUUUGUAGAUUAUAGAAAAUUUAAGAAUUAGAUAUGUAUGAAUUUAUUGAAAUGAAAAAAGAUUAAGAUUCUUGGAGAAUUGAAAUUUAGAUUCUGAAAUACACAGUUAAUGGAUUGAGAAUAAGAUUGCUAAAAUAGAUGGAGAAUUGUGGAUAAAGAAUAAGUAAAUAGAUGAAAGAUUUAAAGAAAGAGAAGGAAGAUUAUUAGCAUAGAUUGUGA
Molecule: messenger RNA, 387 nt
Organism: Paramecium sonneborni
Lineage: Eukaryota; Ciliophora; Oligohymenophorea; Peniculida; Parameciidae
Source: the annotation of a GenBank genome assembly